GCCGAGUAUGACCUACUUCGUCAUUUUAGCGCAUGCGACGGCAAUCGGGAGAUCGGUUUGUUUUGGGUGUGGAGGCUUGCCUACCGUCAAGUGUUGUUAUCUCCCCGUUGGAGGAAUGUUGGCGAAACAACUAUGUAUGCGGCUUGAUAUGCAACAGCCUCGACGUAAUGUGUCGUCACUUGUAUCUCAUCUUGCACACGGCUCUUGGGGUUUGACCGCAUUCUGUAGACCUCACGGAAGCAAUACUCCAUUUCAUGCUAUCAGUCGGGAUAUGCUUAGUAGCAGAAGGAUUCUGUUACAAACGCUAUGGCUAUACUGUAUGUAGACAUUCAAAACAGGAAUAGGGCAAAUAAUGAAUCUAGCGAUAGAGAAACAAUACUGAUGGGAGACCCUUACUUGAAAGCCCGGAGUCGCGGCCGCUCCUUCAAAAGCGACGG
Molecule: messenger RNA, 437 nt
Organism: Colletotrichum navitas
Lineage: Eukaryota; Fungi; Ascomycota; Sordariomycetes; Glomerellales; Glomerellaceae
Exons: 1
Coding region: 8-325 (105 amino acids)
Source: RefSeq, a predicted model, not a curated record